Molecule: messenger RNA, 4629 nt
Organism: Closterium sp. Naga37s-1
Lineage: Eukaryota; Viridiplantae; Streptophyta; Zygnematophyceae; Desmidiales; Closteriaceae
Source: the annotation of a GenBank genome assembly
AUGAGUAAUCCGCACCGCUGUCGCAUCUCGUUGGCCCUUAUCAGCCUCCUACUAGUAGUCCUCCCGCAACCAUGGCAACAAGCUCGCAGCGCGCGCCUCGACCCACGAGCCGACUCUCCCCAGCAGCCGUCCCUCACGCAGUUUGAAAUGGCCGUCCAAAGAACCCAACAACUGCCGGAAUCCGUCAGGAACAAUCUGCACAUGUCGCGCCUUCUCAAAGGCGUGGACAUCGACGAGAACGACGAGGAGGAAGUGGCGGCGCGACGUCGCCUGUCCGCCGCCGACGGAAACUGGUUCGGGCUGCGCGCGCCGCGGCUGCGGUCCGGGCCGAGCAUGGCGGCCGUGAACAUGUCGUUCUUCCGGUGGGAGAGCGUGCACGCGCUGAGCUACGUGGACUGGCGCACCACCAUGAUGAUCACCCCCAUUCAGCGCCAGUUCCAGUGCGCGAGCUGCUGGGCCAUCACAGCCGUCGAUUCCAUCGCCAUGAUGUGGGCGAUUGCGACGGGCACGCCUGCGACGCCGCUGUCGCCGCAGCAGGUGUGCGACUGCGCGACGAAGCAGUGCUGCCAGGGCGGGUGGCCCGACUGGGCCUUCUCGUACGUGCUCUCCAACAACGGCGUCACGCAGCUCGGCAACUACCCCUACGUCGCCGCCGACUCCACUACCUGCUACUUCAACGCCACGGAAGUGGCGCCGCUCGCUAAGAUCUCCGGAUGGGAGCUGGUGCCGGCGUUCAACCCGCUCGCGCUCAUGAAGGCGGUAACCACGCAGCCCGUGAUCGCGUUCGUCAGCGCCGCGUCCAACGACUUCCGCACGUACAACAGCCGCGACCAGAUGAAGAUCUACGACGGCAUGUGCACCACGGAGAUCAACCACGCCGUGCUCGUUGUUGGAUAUAACUACACCGGGCCCAGCCUCGUCGGCAGCUACUGGAUCAUCAAGAACUCGUUUUACAACACGUGGGGCGACAAGGGGUAUAUGUACCUCGCCAUGACGCCCGACGUGCGCGGGAAAUGCGGGAUGCUCACCGUGCCGCCCAUGUACCCGGUGUACUACCCCGUCGGGCCGCAGCCCGCGCGCUUCGCGUCGAACAUGCGCGGCCGGUGGAAGGUGCGCCGCGUGGACGACCUGUCGUCGGAGCUCUUUAACUCCGCGCUCACCCCCUCGGGGACUAACUCCUCGGCCACCUCGUCCGACCUUUCGCGGCUUGGGUUCGGCGCCAUGGACCCGUGCGCGGAUGUGAUCAACCCGUGCGGCGCGGGCGUGUGCUACAGCUCGUUCGGCAUGGCGCGCUGCGACUGCUCCGCGGUGCCGGGCAUGGUGGAGGUGAUCGCGUCGCCCACGUCCAAGUGCGUGCCGCGCUACCCCUGCUCCUCGCGCACCAGCGGCACCGUGCCCAUCAACCCGUGCGGCGGUGGCACGUGCUCCGACCUCGGCGACGGCUCCUACACCUGCAACUGCUCUCCCGGCUUCGCCAUCGGAGCAGCGGUGGACGGGUCGCCCACGUGCAUGCCGUCUUCAGGCGUGGCGCAGGUCUACACCACAGUCCCUGGCGACACCUGCUCGACGGUGGGAGCGUCAUACAACCUGACGAGCGACAGCCUGAUGUCACUCAACACGUGGCUCAACUGCACAGCCACGGACUACCUUCCUCCCGGCAUCGCCAUCACCAUCGCAUCCAGUCCCAACAUCACCACCACCACCGUCACCACCAGCGCCAGCACCACCACCUCCACCUCCACCUCCUCCUCUACCUCCUCCUCGUCCUCCUCGUCGGUCCCUGCGACGGUCACCACCACGGGCGCCGCGAGCACGAGCGUGUGCACGUCCACGCACAAUGUACGCAACAAGGACACGUGCUGGUCGCUCGCCACUACGUAUUUCGGCGGCAGCAUCAACAACCUCCUCGCCAUCAACCCGCGCCUGUCGUGCAUCCGUCUGUUCAAGGGGCAGCAAGUGUGCCUCGUGAUGAACACCACGACCAUCACCCCCAUGGUUAACACCACUGCCUCGCUCGUUCCGCCUGCGCCUAUCGUCAACACCGGCACCACCACCACCACCAACACGGCUGGGAUGGUGUCAGACGCUGAUAUGGAGAACAAGGGACGGUCGGCGCCUGAGUGUGGGCAGACGUACAUUGCAGCGGUGGGGGAGUCGUGCGAGACGGUGGCGAGCCGCUACAUGAUGUCAUCACGCUCCUUCUCCACGUUGAAUCCCGUGCUGGACUGCAGCCUUCCCCUCCCUGUGGGCGCCUCUGUCUGCGUUGCUGCCAAGUCCGCUCAGACUACGGUGAAUUGCACGUCGUGGUACCGUGUGGCACAGGGCGACACAUGCCCCAUCAUCUGGAACGCUGCCAACCUCACUCUAUCCAUGUUCACCUCCAUCAACCCUGGCAUCCGGUGCGAGGCGCCGUACCUCUCAGUGGGCCAGAUGGUAUGCAUCGACUCGCCAGUGCUGGUGACCAUGCGAGCCAACCCCAACGUGAGCUACUCGCUGCACACGGUGCGCAACGGGGAGAACCUCGCCAUCAUCUCCUCCAUCUACAUCUCCCGCUGCACCCCCGCGUCUGUUUCCCCCGAGGCCAUCGCUGCCGCCAACAACCUUCCCAACAACGCGUCGGCGGAGCUCGAGACCAACAGCACCAUCAUUAUUCCGUGCGUGGGCCGCGCAGGGGUGCUGGACUGUGGUUGCGCCACCUCCGUGCCGGUCUGCGGCGCCGACUAUCUCACUUAUCCUUCGUACUGCGAUGCGGUGUGCAACUACGCUGUACCGAUCCGCGACUCGGCCCCGUGCAACCGCGUGUUGGAAUUCGUGAGACAGCAAAACCGGCCAGUGAACGUGCAGAACGUGGCGGACGCGCUACAAAAGUACAGCAUAAAGAAAACCGCGGUACAAAAAGCUCUCGACGCAGCAGGGGCGCGCGGGGACGUGGCGUUCAAGGACUAUGGCAAGCAGCGCAUCUUCAUGGCGCGGCAGGACGUGCUGGACGUGCCCGAUACCGCCGGGCUGGACGCCCUCAAGGCCGGCAAUGAGCAGCUGCGGGAGCAGACCAUGCGCCUCCGGGAGGACUGCUCUGCCAGGGAGAAAGAGGUGCAGGCACUGGAGCAGAGCUUGACUGCGGAGGAGAUAGAGCAGCAGAGGCAGAGGAUGGAGGAGGAGAACGCAGCUAUGGAGACAAAGCUGGAGGCGUUGAGGAAUGGAGGCAACAACAUCUCGUCGUCACAGCGACAGCAGGCAGAGGAGCAGUACCAGCGAUUCAUGGGGCUCUGGCGGAAGCGCAAGAGGCUGUUCAACACCUUCUUCUCCACGGUUACAGACGGCAUGUCUCGCAGCGUCAAGGAAUUCCAGGAGGAGCUUGGGGUGGAAACAGACGAAGACAUUGGUGUGAGCAUUCAGGAGUGCAGCGACCUCCAGGCGUCCAUGGCUGGAGGUCCCCCCUCAACUACCCAAAAGCCUCCCGUGAAGGGCCGGGCAGCAGUCAGUACUGGCAGUGCAAAUACCACUGGUACCAAGAAGGCGAAUGGAGCUAAUGGGCUGGGUGGGAUGGAUGGCGCAUUAAAAAAAGGGAGUGUUACGGUGCAGAAGGGAACCACCAAGCUUCCAGGGGCAGCUUCUAGUGGAGCUGGUGCAGGUGGUGGUGGCGGUGCUGCUGCUACUGCUGUCGGGGCUGGAGGGGGUGCUGGAGGGGCUGUGGCUGGGGGAAGUACGGGAAAAAAAGGGGCGACUGGAAGUGGGAAACGAGGUGCGGCAGCUGCAGCUGCUGGUGGGGAUGGUGGUGACACAGAUGGAGUUGCUGUGGCUGGAGGCGAGGGCGAUAUGGCGGGAGAGUCUUUGCAUGGGGCAGAGGAGGUUGAGGCACUCACUGCGGCUCAUCCGACUGCCAGGUUGGCGUUUGCUAGCGCGUUUGCCACCGGAUAUGUGCACGAGAAGCUCCCGCUGUUCACCACGGAGGGCAGGCAGCAAGGCUUCCUCGAGGUCAUCAUGAAGCUCCCUGCAGUGAUAGAGCGGAUUAAGGCGCAGCUGGCUGCAGCAGAGGCUGCACGGCGGAUCGAGGAGAUGAGAAUCGUCGAGGCCAGGGCUGUAUACGCGGCGAAGCUGAAAGACGCGCUGAAAUACCGCAAGCAGCAGGCAGCCGCAAAGGCAGAUGCGCAGCAGGAAGUCAUGGACGGGUCUCUAAUCUCCCUCAACAACGCUUUCUCCUACGCCAUGGCUGAUCAUUCUUCAAGGACUAAUACUGCCAAGGCUGCGUUCCUGGGCGCGGAUGCUGCUAGUGCUGAGCAGCUCAAGGCUGCGCUGGUUGUUGAUGAGCCGGGCUUUUAUGCCAAGCUGUGCAAGGAGACUGAGGGUGAGGAGGAAUUCAGGCCGGAGAUUGAUGCCUACACUGGGGCUGUUUUUGGAGCAGCGCGCAAGCGGUAUGGUGCAGUAGAUAAGGCAAAGACAGAUUUCGAAACAGCAGUUGAGGAGGCUGUAACGAAUUACCUCAUCAAGCUGCAGAACAUUCAGACUGGGUUUGAAAAGGAAGCAGGAGAGGCGUCCAAGGAGUAUAUGAAAGAAGCCCGGACAAAGAUAUUCUGGAAGGAGGAGGCUCAAGCAGAAUCUGAUGUUGCAGCUUAUAAGCCGCCUCUUUAG